AUGGCGCCCCAGGCCUCCAUGGUCCGCGGCGCCUCCCUCCUCAUCCUCCUGCAGCUCCUCUCCCGCCUCGCCACCUUUCUCGCCAACCAGCUGCUCCUGCGCUUCCUCACCGCGCCGCUCCUCGGCCUCGCCACGCAGCUCGAGGUCUACUACCUCUCCGUCCUCUUCUUCGCCCGCGAGAGUCUGCGCGUCGCCAUCCAGCGCCAGGCCACCACCGCCACUGCCACUGCGCCAAAGACCUCCCCCGCAGCCACUGAUGGCGCGGCCACUGGCACCAAAGACAACAGCAAGGCCAGCAGACAGCAGGAUGCAGCGACACCAUCCGACUCGGACACGGAGCGUCGCGACGCCCAAGCCGUCGUCAACCUCGGCUACCUCGCCAUCCUCCUCGGCCUCGUCGCCGCCGUCGCCCUCGGCUGGACGUACCUCGCCUACGCCCCCGCCGCGACCCUCGCGACGCCCUUCCUAGCACGCAGCCUGCGCCUCUACGGCAUCGCCGCGGUCGUGGAGCUGCUCUCGGAGCCGUGCUUCGUGCUCAUGCAGACGCGGCUUCGCUUCGGCACCCGCGCCGCCGCCGAGUCCGCCGCCACGUUUAUCCGUUGCUUCGUCGUGUUCGGCUCCGCGCUGUUCGCGACGCGGAGGGGCGUCGACUUGGGCGUCUUGCCGUUUGCGCUUGGUCAGCUUGCGUAUGGGGCUGCGUUGCUGCUGGUGUAUCUCGUUGCUGGGCAGGGUCUCGCGUCGUCGCUUGGCUUCUCUCUCCUACCUCGGCCGGUUGCCGUGCCGGCUGGUCAACGGAAGCAGGGCGGCGAUGGGACGAAGGGUGAAUUCCUGUGCUCGUACUUUUACAGACCGACCAUGUCACUUGCGGGCAGCAUGAUGGCCCAGAGCGUCGUCAAGCACCUCCUCACCCAGGGCGACACUUUUCUCGUCUCGCUCCUCUCCACGCCCCAGGUCCAGGGCGUGUAUGCCCUCGCCAACAAUUACGGCGGACUCAUCGCGCGCCUUCUCUUCCAGCCCGUCGAAGAGAGCAGUCGGAGCUACUUCUCGCGCCUUCUCUCUGAUCAGUCCGUCCAGCGACCUGCCGAGAAGAAGCCCAGCCCGGAGGUCCAGGAAGCGAAACGCAGCCUGAGCACGCUUAUGCGCCUGUACAUCUUGCUCUCUGCCGUCGUGGUCGCUGUCGGCCCCUUUGCCGCGCCGUCGCUCCUCGCCAUCGUGGCGGGCAGACGUUGGACGGGCGUUGGCGCGGGGGACGUGCUCGGCGCGUACUGCUUCUACAUCCCAUUUCUCGCUCUCAACGGCCUGUCCGAGUCGUUUGUCGCGUCCGUCGCGUCCGAGGGCCAGGUGCACCGUCAAUCUGUGUGGAUGGGCGCCUUUUCCGUCGCGUUCGCAGCGUCGGCGUUCCUCUUCAUGCGGGUGCUCCCACUUGGAGCGCAGGGCCUGGUGCUCGCCAACUCGGUCAACAUGCUCUGUCGCAUCGUGUGGAGCGUCGCCUUCAUCAAGUCCUUCUUCGCGGCGCACAACACGGACUUUGCUGUGGCAGAGCUGAUACCCACGGCUACGGUGACGACAUCACUCGCGACUUUUGCGCUCCUCCACCAACUUCACGUCCUCGACACGGCAGAAACAGAGCCCGUAAAGACAUUGGUUAAGGUCGCGGGCACAGCAGCGCCGUUGCUUCUAUUGAUACUCUUCUUUGAGCGCACAUUCCUGCUCGAGUGUGCCCGUGCCGCUCGCGGCCGGCGAGCCGCCAAACAAUGA
Molecule: messenger RNA, 1758 nt
Organism: Purpureocillium lilacinum
Lineage: Eukaryota; Fungi; Ascomycota; Sordariomycetes; Hypocreales; Ophiocordycipitaceae
Product: oligosaccharide translocation protein rft1
Biological process (GO): glycolipid translocation; dolichol-linked oligosaccharide biosynthetic process
Cellular component (GO): endoplasmic reticulum membrane
Source: RefSeq, a predicted model, not a curated record